AUGUAUGCGCAUGGCGAUACAUCAAAUGUGACUAUUCCAGCCGUUUUCACCUCCCACACCACUGCACAUCUACUGUCCUCACUUAUACCCGCCGAUAAAGGCAAAGGGCCCAGCUCUCCAGGGAACAAAUCAAAAGCGCCCAAUCGUGGUAAACAGAAUCUAAAGGUAAGCGGUAAUGCUGGAAAAACUAAUAUUGUUACCCCCUCCUCGAAGUCUACAAAAUUCACGCAAUCCAAGCCUAAGGAUACACCAAAACCCGAUAGAGGAUUCUUUUCGUCUCUUUUCAACUUUUGGAACGACAAAUCGGUGCAUGAAGACAGUAGGCGACCGCCAAGCAGUGGGAACAUCGACUGGAUUUCACAAAGCCGAAAGCCGGAUUCUGAGACGCCAUAUAAGUCAGGACAGGACUCAAACCGUCAGGACAAAGAGAAAGGAACGGCGCCUGUACAGGCCAAACCGGAUCCCCAUCAGAAUCGUGAAGAUGACUUUCUUAUCGGAGUUCAGGACUGGCGUGAUCCCGACCUUAUCGUUAAACCCACACCAACGCCGGUCAGCAAGCCGCAACCAACUAGUCGGAGUGGUAAUUCAAACAGCAAGGACGGUUCGGGCUCCGAUACAAAAGGCUUUAAGGGUGGGAGCAUCACCCCUGGCAGUGGAGAGUAUGUCCAUCCAGACAAAUCUACCGAGGGCAAAGGUGGCCCGAAUGGCUCUGAUAAGCAGUCAUCACAUUUAAGAUCAGGGUCCGGAAAUAAUAGAAAGGAAGGACACUGGUGGACGCGCCUCUUUGGCUGGGGGGAACCGAGUGAUGACAAGAACACAGCAUUCGCAAACGGACACAAAGAUUUCCAAAACGGUCGAGGCUCACAUAACAACCAUGGUCAUCAUGGAGACAAGGAGCCAGAGAAACAUGAAGGCUUAUGGGUUACCUUAGCCCCGACUAGCAUGUCUACGAGUCCAUUCUUUGAUACUCUUUUGGUUUUGGUCGUCAGCCCCCUAAUAACGCUCACUGUGGUUUAUGCACUCCUCCUACUUCGCUCUAGGAUCCGCCGGCGACGAUGGAGAGCACCCAAGGCCAUUGUUGAUCAACUUCCCGUUCGAACCUACCAUACAAUCACCAGUAGCUCUAAUUCAAGCACACCGCCUCGUACAGCAGUGCCGGACUCUGCGUCUCCUUCAUCUCCUCUCCUUACACGAUCGGACCCUCGAGCUCAUUUCUCCACCAACGCAGGUGCUGCAGCGUCAAGUUCUUUGCCCAACAUGACAGACUUUUCAGCUGGUGCUGAGAAGUCCAGUGCCGGAUCGACACUGUGGCGACGGAAAUACACUGGCCGACAAGUGGAAUGUGUUGUGUGUCUUGAAGAGUAUGUUGACGGACAAAGCAAGGUAAUGAGCUUACCUUGUGGGCACGAGUUCCACGCUGAGUGCAUAACACCGUGGUUGACAACACGGCGACGCACGUGUCCAAUAUGUAAAGGCGAUGUUGUUCGAUCGUUCGGAAACCAAGGCUCUAACGACUAUGUUUCCAGCAGCCUGGACCCUUCACCCAGUUUUGAUCAAGCAAGGGCUGUUGAAGAUCACAGUGGAUUCCCUUCAUCCGCCAUCCCUAUCCCCGAGCAUGAAAACGCCGACUCUGAGUUGGAACGAGGGGCCUUGCUUGGAGACGCCCUCAACGCUUCUCACCGGUCCACCUGGAGAGGGCUUACAUCCUUGAGCCUAUCUGCCUUAAGCGGCGAUUCAAUGUGGCACCAAGUUCGACACACCCGAACUCAACGGAACCGCUGA
This is a messenger RNA of Trichophyton rubrum CBS 118892, 1782 nucleotides long. RefSeq lists its product as uncharacterized. Bases 1 to 1782 code for a protein of 593 amino acids. The record is from RefSeq and is a predicted model, not a curated record. Lineage: Eukaryota; Fungi; Ascomycota; Eurotiomycetes; Onygenales; Arthrodermataceae. The transcript is spliced from 2 exons.